Penicillium canariense is the source of this 1467-nucleotide messenger RNA. RefSeq names its product prenyltransferase nscD (gene nscD). Gene Ontology annotation, molecular function: prenyltransferase activity. The transcript has 2 exons. NCBI's taxonomy places the organism in Eukaryota, Fungi, Ascomycota, Eurotiomycetes, Eurotiales, Aspergillaceae. Gene Ontology annotation, biological process: alkaloid metabolic process. The record is from RefSeq and is a predicted model, not a curated record. Bases 1 to 1467 code for a protein of 488 amino acids.
AUGGCUCCUUCAGUUCUGCUUGAUCACGCAAGCGCUGCUAGCAGCGAAAACAACGUGUCUCCGAGUCAAGGGGUAGAAAACAUCCUGUCGAAGCCACUGGACUUGGAUGCACAACUUGGCAUUUUCAAUACUCUAUCCCGUUUCAUCCCAGAUAAAGAUGAAAAUCAUUCAUUCUGGUGGAAAGUGACCGGCUCGCAAGUGGCGCGGAUGCUGCACGAGGCUCGAUACCCGGAGCAGCGCCAGAUCGAGCUGUUGCUAUUCCACCGCUUCUAUGUCGUGCCGCGGCUGGGCCCAAAGGCCGUGGCUGCAGUCCCCCAAUUCUGGAGCCGCAUCGCUCCCGGUAUUGGUGAUGGUUCUCCUAUCAGUUACAGCUGGCGAUGGGGGACGGGCCCAGGCUCCAAAGUAUUAAUCCGCCACUACAUGGAGGCCAUGGGGUCUCUGACGGGAACACCAGCGGACCCAUUAAAUGAGAUCGCCGCCAAGGAGAUGCUGUGGGAGCUUGGGAAUAAGUUCCCGACUACCGACCUGUCUCUCCUGUGGAAGUUUGCUGCUCAUAUCAAACCAAGCCUCACAGAUGAGGCAACACGCAAGGCUGCGGGGUCCUCAAUCCUCGUGGGUCUGGAGACCGCCGCCGAUAGUCAUACUGUGGAUGUCAUGGCGGGUUUGAUGACCCGUGCUCCGUCACAAGUUCAAAACAUGCUCCAUGGUGUCUUCCCGAGGGCCAUGCGCGAUGCCUAUGGCGAGGAUGUGUCCCUGGACUGUCUAAAUGCAGUUCGGGAUUUCAUCGAGACAGAUCCACAUGGAAAUCUCCUCACAGUGUUGGGCACAACUGCUAUUGACUGCUGCAACCCGGAGGUCUCUCGAUUCAAGGUCUACGUCACUACACGCAGUGCUUCCUUCGAUCACAUUGCAGCUGUGAUGACUCUCGGAGGAAGGAAGCCUGCACCACAACGCACGCUCGACCAGCUGCGGGAGCUAUGGUACAGCCUUCGAGGUUUGGAGGCUGGUUUCCCUACCUCGGACGAGCCGACAGCUCUUCCAUGCGUUUAUAGUCGACCAGGUCUUCCAAACGGACGCAGCGGGGCUGUCGCUAACGCUAACAUCAGCGGAGUAACUUUCUACUUUGACAUCCACCCCAAAUACGCCGUACCCCACGUGAAGAUGCAAGUCGAUGUAAGCAAACACUCGGAUAGUGAUUUAGCUGCGAUUCAAGCGGUCACUGGCUUCCUCGAGCGCCGGGGACAAGGUCGAGAUGCACAGGCGUACAUCAACGUAGUGCGCGGGAUGGUCACCGAGGAAGAGCUGCGAACCAAGCGCGGGUUCCAAGCCUUCUUCGCCUUGGCUAUCAAGAAUGAUGAGAUUGAUAUUACGUCCUACUUUCUCCCACAGGUCUAUAGGAGAUUUGCGCAGAUUGAGGGGGAGCUCUCGCCAAAAGGUCAUAGACGAAGCCGUUUUGACUCGCAUUGA